Messenger RNA from Fomitopsis serialis, 3108 nucleotides. RefSeq lists its product as uncharacterized. Bases 1 to 3108 code for a protein of 1035 amino acids. NCBI's taxonomy places the organism in Eukaryota, Fungi, Basidiomycota, Agaricomycetes, Polyporales, Fomitopsidaceae. The transcript has 7 exons. The record is from RefSeq and is a predicted model, not a curated record. Gene Ontology annotation, cellular component: microtubule organizing center.
AUGUCUGCUGCCCUCAAUGCUCGGGCAGACACAUCGGCACAAUCUGCAGGCACCGUCCCGGACCUCUCGCUUUCCUCGUUCGCCUCAGGUUUCUCAACUCCAGGGCGGAAAUUCAGGGUACCCUCUGCGUCUUCUCACACAACUGCAACUUCAUCCGCACCAAUAUCUACACCUUCACCGCCUAACGUGCCCUCUCUGAGUAGGAGAAGAGGCGACGAAGCGACGCCCGCGGCCAAGCGUCUUGGUCUGUCGAGCCACGAUGAGGAUGGCGAAGAUGCAGAGGGAGAUGUGUUGGAUACUCCUGGAAGAGAGAAGAAAUGGGAGGAUCCUGCAACCACACCCGCUGCUGGGCGUAUGAAACGCACCCGGAGCGCAGGAGCCAAAGGUGGCGUAAACCUCACAUUGCGAGAUCAGGAGAAGCAUAUUGACAGCCUCAAGAAGGAGAACUUCAACAUCAAGCUCAAGGUCCACUUCCUCGAAGAGCGACUCGCACAGCUCGCCCCUGACCAGGUAGAAGCCGCGCUCAAGCAGAACAUCAACCUCAAGAUCGAAGUGCAGCAACGCGGAAUGGAGCUGAAGAAGCUACGGAAGCUCGUCCUCGAGCAGCAGCGCGAACUCGAGAAGCUGCAGCGGGGGAACGGCGGUGCCUCGUCGCGUGCGCGCGAGCUAGAGGAGAAACUUGAGGAGCGCGAGCGCGAGAUCCGGGAACUGCGCAGGAGACGAGCUGUCGGCCCGGAUGACGGCGUCCUCAGAGAAAUGGAGGCACGGAACGCAGAGCUGGAGGAGGAGCUGGAGAACGUGCGCGGACUCCUGGAGGAGAACAUGGAGGAGAUGGAGCGGCUGCGCGAGUUGGUCGAGCGGCGAGACGACGACUCCGCGGACGAGGGCAGGGACGACCGUUGGAGGCGGCGGGUCGAGGAGCUCGAGGACGAGAACGAGGACCUGCGCUCGAGGAUCGACGAACUGGAGGAACUGGUGACGCGCGGGAACGACGAGAAGGAGGAUCUCGCGGACAUGGUGGAGGCGCUCAAGCUCGAGGUCGAGGACUUGCAACGGAGACGGGAAGCGGAGUCGAUCGAGCGGAGUCAGAGCCGCGUGCAGAUCUUGGAGGAGAGGGAGGAGCGGGAGGCGGUGGAGGAGGGUAUGAACACCGUCAGGGACAGGCUAGCAGCUGCGCAGAUUGAGCUUCAGCAGAAGGAGGAUGAUCUUGAUCUGAAGGACCGAGAGAUCGAGGAGCUCGUGGCGGAGCACAAGCGCAUCGUUGAGACGCUUGAUGACGAGUGGCGAGGCGAGAUGGAUGAGUUGCGGGGACAGGUUGAAGAGAUCAAGGAUGUUGUUGAGCAAAAGGAUGCCGAGAACAGGGAUCUUCGCAUGAGUCUUGCGGAGGUCGAGAACGGCAUGGCCGAGCUCCAAGACCAGACAGAGAUCGCCGUCAGUCACCUGCAGCAAGAAUCCGAGGAGAAGGAUGCCGAGAUCGAGGCCGCCAAUCGGGAAAUCGAGAAGCUUGGUCACCAAGUCUACAUGCUGGAGGAGGAGAACGAGCGUAUCAAGGAGGCGAGUGAUAGGCUGAGGGAAGAUGAGGCUGUUGAAAGAGAACGUCUCGAGGCGCUAGCUUCUGCUCUGAAAGAGAAAGUGGCUGGUCUCAAAUCACAAAUCGAGGAGUUGCACGACCUUAUCGAUGCUCGAGAUCACGAUGUCUCUGCCUACAGAGCCCGCUCGGAAGAGCUCGCCCAGCAUGUCGAGAACCUGGUUGAAGAGGUUCAACGCGAACGCGCCACUCGGGAGCGCCUGGAAGCCGAUCUCGACAGAGCCGAGAAAGAGCAUGACGUCGCUCUUCGUGCUGAGCAGCGCGCUUUGGAGGCCAAGGAGUCCGCCCUGCAGUCGGCGCUCAAUGACCUCGCACGCACGCAGUCUCUCCUCACGCAGCGCGAGACCGACCUUGCGCAGGUGCAAUCCGCUCUAGAGACGCUGGAGGCCGAGUCGAAGAAGCUUGGCGAGACGCACACCACCGCUCGAUUCUCCCUCCAACUCGAAGUCGACCGAUUGAAGCUAUCUAGAGCUCGGCAAGAACUGGGCGAUCGUGAAGGCAAGGGCCGCGAGCGCGACGGCGUCAUUGACAAGCUUCACGCGGAGAACCGCGAACUCGCGUCGCAGCUUGCAGCGCAGACACAAGCAAGACUCAAUGUUUCCGAGAAGCUCGAGAACAGCCUCGCAAGCUUGAAGGCGGCCGAAGCAGAGGUCCUGCAAUGUAGAACCAAAGUCGCCGAGCUGGAGCAAAGGCUAGCAAAGGACCAGCGGUCGCUCCUAUCCGCCGAAGCUCAGUAUCGCGAUCAGCUCACUGAGCGCAACACGCUCCUGUUGACCAUCUACCAGUAUAUGGACAAGAUUCUCGGCGUCGACAAGACACCGAAAAAGAACGGUCAAGCGGAGACGAAGCCCUUCACGAACUUCAGCGUCUUCCACGACAACCUCAUCUCGCGCCUCAAGCAACUGAGCGAGAUUCAAGGCCUUUUCGACAAGCGUGUCAAGGACGCUGAGUCAAAAUACGCCGAGAAACUCAGCGACAUGCGCAAGCAGCUCGACUUCCGGUGGAAGCAGAUCGACAAGUUCGAGACGAGCCUGAAGACGGUCGUCGAGGCGAAGACGACGUGGCGCAAGAAGCUCAGUGCGAGAGAGGGCGAAGUGGAGGCGCUCAAGACCACCGUCAGCGAGCUUCAAGCGCAGCUGGUUAGCAUACGAAAGCCAGGCCAGGGCGACUCUAUGGAAGUUCGCUCGCUCGCCGCUCGUGCAAACAACGCAGAGCGGCGCAUCACGAACCUGCAGAAUCAGCUCGUCCUGUCCGAGGAAAAGCUGACUACGAUGAACCAGAAGACGGUCGCUGCAGACUCCAAGUGGGAGGUGCGUGUGAAGGAGUAUGAGAGCAGGUUGAGAAAGGCGGAAGAAGCCGUCAAGCGCGAGCGACAGGGCGCGAAGGAGCGCGUGUUCGAGCUGGACACGCAGUUGAAGACGCUGCAACGACAACUGGAGCUCGAGAACAAGCGCAAUCAGCGUCUGCAAGAAAUCACAGAGACGAAUGGGCUCAACACCAAGUCGCCUAGGCUAUCGUAA